AAGGGAGGCUGUGCAGAUCAAACAGCAGAACUUUGUUGAGGCUGGGUGUGGAGAAUGUCUUCAACUAUGUCAUUAUUCUACAACCAAGACAGUGCGACCCGCUUCAAGAAAAGAAAAGCUCGUUUCUCCUUCAGUGAAGUCCACGUCCUGUUGGAUGAAGUCAGGAAGAACCGUAUGGUUGUUGUGGGUAAAUUCAAUCGUGGCGUCCCAACAGACACAAAGAAACGAAUUUGGGCAGAGAUCACUGCACGGGUCAAUGAGAUUGGAGAGUGCCAACGUGAAGCCAUGGAGGUAAUCAAGAAAUGGUCUGAUCUGAAAUGUGACACUAAGCGGAAGGUGGCCGCCAUGCGGUCAGGGACAGUGCCCAACAGAGGACUGAACUCUCGCCUUUCCCGAGACCUUAGUCAGACAGAGAAAAUCGUGCUCCAGAUUCUGGAGAUGGAUGAUGACAACCAGAGCAUCUGUGACUUUGGUCCACUGGGAGAUGAUGACGACGUUCCAGACGAGGACGAGGAAAUGGACGAAGAGGACAUGAUUCGAAUGCACAGUUCUCCCAAUGGAGGUGUGAGCAUGGUGUCCAUGCCACCGCCGCCUUCCUACAGCGUGAGCGGACAAACACAUUCAGGGGAUUCAUCACAGGCAGCGUUUGAUGUGCAGUAUGAAGUUCCUCCAACAGAAGAUACAGAAACUGGAUAUGGAGAUUCUGAUGAAGACCAAAACGAAGAUGUGCUUCCUUCGACUCAGGGAGUGAAAACAACAGCUGAUCGCCACGUUAACAACGGCCUCCACAGACAGGGACAGCCUCAGACGUCCUUCACAGAGUCCGAUUCAGCCCCCACACUUGUACAGGGUCAGAACCCGAGGGACAGCCUGCUGCAGAAUGCAUCACUGAGCCUGCAGGAGCAGCAUGCCACCAACGUGCUGCUGGAAACCGUGUCGCGCUCCCUGGAGCUUCUGGCCGAGUCGGUGCAGCAGUUGGCAGAGACUCAGCAGGAGUUUGUGCGUGAGUCAUUGCAGCUCCAGAGGGAGACCGUGCAGGUUCUCAGAGACUUCACGGGUGGAGCUAUCGCACUCGUGCAUGACAAACUGAAUGGGUGGCCGGCGUUAUAACGGCACGGUCACAUGGAGGUGGGGUCAGCCGAACCAUACUUGGGUCUCAGGAGGAGGGAGUUUUAACCUCUGUUGGACAUCACCUCUGCUCACUGUUCUUUUUAAAAGGACUUCAAAGAAAAAAAAGGCACUUCAAAGGAUUUCUGUGCCACUUUUUAAAACUGCAACAUUAGAAACACUGAAGGAAUUGUCAUUUAAGUGGUGGACUGGGAAAAUAAUAAAUAUUAGCCAUAAAGAAAGAACAUGGAGUAUUUUUUAAAAUCACUAAAGAUGAUCACCUUUUUAAAUGAA
Messenger RNA from Nematolebias whitei (Rio pearlfish), 1401 nucleotides. RefSeq lists its product as uncharacterized. Gene Ontology annotation, cellular component: nucleus. The record is from RefSeq and is a predicted model, not a curated record. The transcript is spliced from 4 exons. Bases 55 to 1110 code for a protein of 351 amino acids. NCBI's taxonomy places the organism in Eukaryota, Metazoa, Chordata, Actinopteri, Cyprinodontiformes, Rivulidae.